GGCAGUAAAGAAAGCAACGAAUUUGCAAAGAAAGUACUUAUUUAAUUUUGAAAUAGUAACUAUAGAAAAACUAAUAUUGUGCAUUUGUAAAAACUGAAUUGUAAUCCAAAUAUAUGUCUUAAAAAUUUAAUCUAUAUGAGUUACUAAAGAAAUAAAAAAGUAAAGUGGUUUGGUGUGAGAAGUUUAUCGACGGCGGCUUGCCUAGCGGAGCCCCAUUCUUGGUUAAAUUCACCGCAUUUGUUACACGUUGAAAACCCUUUAAAUAAUAUGAUUAAUUCCACUGCAGCAAAGACGGCGAUCGGAACAACUACAACAACUGCUGCUCAGUUGCUUAGCUCUGCACCAAGCGCUGCUGAGAAAAAUAAACAAUGGCAACGCGAACUACUUAUGGAACGCAUACGUACGCGCUCCAAUCAACACAAAUCAUUUCCUGAACUUGCGAAGGCUAUGCGUAUGUCCAUGUUGGAGAAACGUUAUGCGCUCGAUGCAGUUGAGAAAGCUAAUUUGCAAAAAUGCCUUGACAGCAUGCAACAUUGCAUUAAAGUAACAUCACGCCAAGGGCUGGUUGAAAGACUUGAGAGUCUAUCGCGUCAGUUGGGCCUCAAGUUCAUGGAAGAUACAUCGGGUUUGUUUAUUUCAACCGAUAUGUUCUUUUUGGAAAUAAUUUUGGAUGCAAACGGCGCACUUACCGAUGUCAAAGUGCAUCAUGAAUGCAAAAUUGAACAGCAGUCAUGCAGUGAAUUGGUAAAUUGUUUGAAUCGGGGCGACUUUGCCGAUUUCACUGUACAGUUGGAGGGUUUAUCCUCCAUCUAUCAAUUAAAUGCAGAACCCAAAGUCAAAACCAAGGCUUUUGUUGCUUUACAAGCAAUGGAAACCGAUUUAUAUAAUCUCUUUCAAAUGCAAAAUUUCACAAAAGACUCGCAGCAAUUGGUCAAAGCAUCUUCAGUAGGUUUAGUGCUUAAACGACGUGGUGGUCAUCCAAUGAAGCUCAUCUAUUUCGUAUCACCUUAUGAUCUUCUAUCACUGGAUACCAAAUCGAUGCAACCGCUCACUACCGAUUUGAUUACAAGCAAAGAUGUUGGUUUCAGUGUGACAGUGAACUUGGAGGCUUCAUCAGCGAAUAAAUUGCAAAUAUUACCGAUUGUUAGCGUAACUAAUGAUCCACAGACCGGCAUUGAUAUACCAAUGUAUGCUCCGUUGAAUCAGCAAAACUCCAUGCUCUUGCCCGCCACAUUUGUGCUACGUCUAAACAAACCGCUACCUGUGUGUCAUGCCACCUUGAGAGCUUUGGGCUUGCCACUCGGAGUUGCAUCUGACAGCGCAACUGGUUUGGAGUCUCCAGACAAAAAAGACGUUGUCAUAUCGUCGAUUAUGAAUUUGGUGGUGCAAACCGCUUCCGAGCAACAGUUGAAGAAUUCACAGAAAGGUCUCUUUGUGAAUUUGCCGGAUCAGACGCAUUGCUACUUCUUCACGGAGAAUAAACAGUUGCAGGCUACCCUUGUUUCCUCCAUACCUUUUACGGAGCCUAUGCAAGUACCGAAAAUUUUAGAUUUUCUAAAACGUCAGGCGCUUUUCUACACACUUUUGGCUAGUUGUGUGCGUACACAGUCCAAAAUGGGUAAUGAUAUGGAAUCCACCACCAUACUCGAAGUCAAUGCCAUUUCCUUUCAACAAAUCAGUGUUUCACUGCAACAUACCUUCGAGGAAACAAUGGCAACUCUUGAGUUCGAUUUACGUGACGGCAAUGUAAAGUGUGCACUCUACUCGCUAACACACAACUACGAUCUGCUGUCGUUGAAGCUUACAAAAGUUGUGGAGAAAUGUUUAUCCAUACCGGUGACCAUACGUGCGUUACUCAAGUUUUGGGAUCAAGAAACGAUGAGUAUGUUUCAGCGCAGUAUCGGUGGUGGUGUUGGCGGCGGCAUGGGUGGUUUAGGUGGCACGGGUCCUUGCGGCAGCACUGGCAAUGCUGGUUAUGGAAAUUUUAGCAUGGUCAUGGGACCUAAUGAUUCGGGUGGUGGUGUUGGCGGUAGUGCCGGCAUGCGUGGCAGUGGCGUUAAAAUGGAACCAAAUACACGGCAACAACAACAAAUGUCCAAUAUGGCUUCUGCAACGACGACAAUGGGUGGUGGUGUUGGUGGCGUUGGUAUGAAUGCAGCUUGCAAUAGCGCUGCCGGUAUUGCAGGGUUUCUGCAAUAUAAAAACGAAGUGAAGCAGGAGGAUUUUCAUGAUAGCCCAAAGAGUCAAAUGCAAAAUAAUUUAGCUUUCCAUGCUGCUGCUGAAAGCAGCUCUUUGGGCAGCGCACAUCAGCUACAGCAAACGCAGCAGCAACAGCAACAGCAACAACUACAACAAACCGCAUCACCACAUGAUCAAAAUACCGUUGGCAAUCAAACGGAAAUCGAAAUAGCUGAUAAGUACAAGAACAUUUGGAUGGAUAAAACAAAUCUGAAGAAUUGCGUCAGCAUAACACCAAUUUCACCGGAUAGUAAUAGUAGAGGCGCCACACAACAACAAGGCGUAGAUGUGAAACGCUCCGUCGGCAUAGAAAUUAUACCAUUGACUGCAGCAAAUGGCGCCAAUGCAAGCGGCGCUUCAAUCACAUUGCCCGGCGGCACGAAUGUUCCGCAAACCGGCGUCAACACCUCAUCCACCAUCACUAUAACGCCCAUUAACGCUGUGACCAAUACGAGUAUUAAUACCAAUAAAGAUAAAAAACCGAGCGGCGGCACAGCUGUGGGCAGUGCCGGUUUAAAUACCGGCCCGAAUAUGUCUACGGUGAGCGGCAAGCGUCCAUUGGACGUAACCUCAACCAAUGAUACGCAAAAGGAGAAGAAACGUAAAAAGAAGCGCGAUGAUUCACCCAUGGGUCCACCGGAAAAAGUGUAUUCGCGUCAAAAUUCACCUGCUGCCACGAACGAGACCGCUGCCACAGUGGCGGCGCGCAAAUUCUCAUCACCUUCCUCCUCACCAAAAGGUGGCAGCGGUAGCAGCAUGCUAAGCGGCGCUAACACUGGCGUUGCCGGCAAUGCUGCGCUGCUUUCGACACGUCCCAGCCCGAAACAUUCGCCCGUCUAUAGCAGUCCGAAGCAUUCGAAUACCGCCUCCAACAGUCCGAAGUCACCGUUCGGCACGCAUUCGCCAAAGCAUGGGUCUUCGGGUAAGCCGAGUAUGUCGACACUGAAGAGUGCCACAGCGACCAGUCUAAGUCCGAAAGGCGAUAAAGGCGGUUGUGGUGCCGCAAGCAGUUUAGUUGGCAAUGCGGCGGCCGGUGUUGCGGCUGCUAAUGCAGUGAAAGCAGCUAUGGGUGUAGGUGUGGUUGGUGGCAUGCAACAAAUAAAGUCUAUCAAUCAUUUAGCGGCACCAACAGCAUUGAAUACCUCCGCUGGUGGCUAUAGUGGCGUGAACAAUAUGAGUGGCGGUGGCGCUGGUGGUGUUAGUGGCGGUGUUGGCCAGCUAUUGAGUGGUAACGGUGCGCCGGGUGGCAUGGAUAUGAAUGCGGCGGCUGUUGCAGCAUCACAAGUGGCAGCUAUGCGCAAAGUGGUGAGUGGCGCGGUUAGUUCGACGGCGUCAACGAUGUCAGUCGCGUCAACAACAGCAACAGCAACGCCAGCGCUGCCGGGAGCGCCAGUGUCGGCGCCGCUCCAACACUCACCGCCGGACAUUGGCAGCAGUGAGUCGAAGAGCGGUGGACGUGCCGAGCCAACACAGCAAUUCAACUCAACCGAAUAUAUGGUGAAACCGAGCCAGGAGGGCUUGAAGCUGACCAUCAACAAGACGUGCGGAGCUGGCAAAUCCAGUAUUAGUAACAACAACGCCAACAGUAACAGCAACAGCAGUGCUAACACGGCUACUGCAACCAACACCAUCACAACAGCUGGGAAGGGUUUAAAAACGGGUAGCGGUUCAACUAAAAAACAACAUACGGGGCUCAAACCAGGCGUUAGCAGUGGACCGGCCUCUAAGAAGUUAGCGUCAGCCAAGUCACCGUCCAAGAAGGGUUCCAUAUCUAAACAUCCCUUUCAAAAGUCAAACUCAUCGGGAAGCUUGUCAACAAAAUCAACCAAUCCCACUGGUGGCCUGACCAAAAGCUACAGCACAAAUUCAUUUGGCGACCUGGCCGCUAGUGGCGCCACAGCACGUAAGUCCACCAAGAAAUCCGCUUCGUCGUCGUCAACGUCGACCGCAAACGCGAACGCUAAUGCAACCGCAACUUCUGCACCUGCCACACGCUUGGACCACCAAGCGGACAUGCUGAAAAUACUACAAUAUGCUUCACCGGCAAUGGCGGCCAACAUGGAGGGUUUCAUGAAGGGCUUCAAUAGUAAAUUUCAAAUACCGAAAUUAUCGCAACGCGCCGCCAACCUCACAAAUGGCUCACAAUCGGCACCGACAACGCCGACUGCACUCUCGCCAGCUUUGAGUAGUGUUAACAGCACGACGGGUGCAAAGGUUGAUAACCCUGCCAACGAAGCCCUACAAUCGCUGCACAAUACGCAACAACAACAACAGCAACAGCAACAAAAUGUUACAACAAUGCAUUUGAGCGCUAAUUAUCAUUUGGCACAAAAAACCGAAGGCUUACAAAUGCAUUACGCUAAUCAUCACCGUCAGCAGCAGCAGCAGCAGCAGCAACAACAACAACACUCGCAAAUGCAUAAUCAGCUUACGCAGCACCAGACAGCCUUAACAGUUGACUACCAUCAUCAAGCGUCGGCUGUCGCUCAAUCCAUGGACGAGUCGUCGUUUAUGCCCAACGCUGCUGCCGCGUCGUCGGCUGGAUACGGUGGUAAAUGACAUUACUUAGUUACAUUUAAAUUUUUUAUUUGUAAGCGCCAAGUAUUUGUGUAUUGUUUUAAAUUGUAAUAAUUAUUUUACCGAUCCACCUCGUUGCUGUAGUCCAAUGGGGUUAGGUUAAAGUCUUGGCGAUCACUUAAAGAUUAUUAGCAUAUUUGUUACUGGAAAUUCGGUCUGGUUUUGCAUGACAUGACGCUAGGUAUGUCUGAAAAUUGGAUUCUAUGUUAAAACUAUUCAAGUCAUAUGUUGUUCAAUUAUUCGAGAUACCGUCUGUUCUAGAAACGUUUGCGAUUAGCUCUUACUCUUAGCAUUCAAAGCGUUUAUUCGGACGAAACGACUUAGUUUUUCGACUUUCUAACCCUGAAUAGCAAAGUUUGACUUUAUUGCUGUUAUUGUGCCAGAAAUUAGCAUAUCAUUUACAAUCAGCAUCUAACACCAACAAUCUUGUUCCAAAAAUUUAACACUAUUAAGUUCAAAUCGCUUUGGCUCGAAGAUGGCUCAUAGGUAGAGGGCAUAUGACAAAUUGUUUCAUGUUUUGACGCUCGUUUCAAUCUUGCAGCUCGAUUUUGUUGGUCUGGGACUUACUCUGAAAUUAAUCCAUAUUGUAUGGAAAGAAAGUGAGAUUAUAAGUCGAUUUUGAUCUGUAAUUGUUAGAGAUUUGAGGAAUGCGUUGAAAAGAUCCUAGCCGAAUAUGAAUUCGGGUCCGCUCCGGUUAUGAAGAUGCGACUAUUCUUUGAGAACAGUUAAUAUAUUCUGAAUCUCCCCAUUCAUUUGAUUAAUCUACGGCUCACCUCUAUCAGUCCAGUUAUAGUUGGUCUCCUCGGUACUGGAUCCGUUUCUGCAUUGACAUGAACGUGAAGUUUCGACGCUAGAAAAAAAGAAAAAAAGCUUGCUGUUAACUAUCAUUGUGGCGCAUUGAUUUGUUAAAGAUCGAACAAUAGCUUUGUAAGUUAUAAGCAGGAUCUGAAAGCUUUUUAGCUCUUGUUGUUGUUAUAGCGGCAAACAAAUAUUUCUGAGUUCUCAGUCCUUAGUGGUAUAAAAAUCCGGUUCCGUUCCAGUUACGUAGACCCGACUGUCGGGGGAAUGGUUAAUUUCUUAGGUAAUGACAUUGAAAAAUUGGGUUUAGAGGCCAAUAUCCUUUAAGAGCCAAAUUAAGUACCCAUGUCUUUAUAAAACCGAUCACUUCUUCUUGAAAACUUUGCUAAAUAUUUUUCGGAAACGAGUUUCUAGUAACAAAAUGUAUGUUGGUACUUAAAUUUGAAAAUUGGUAAAAUCAACGAAUCUAUUUAAGUGAGGCAACACUCAGUUAUGUGCAUAAUAUAUUAAGAUACAUCAUUUAUCCAACAUUAACUAUAAAUAAUAAAAAUUGCACUGAGAAAAAUUCAUAUAUAUUUCAGUGCGAAUUUUGAAUGCCUAAAAGUAUGCAAUAUUUUUUCAAAAUUGUAUUUGUAUAUCAUUAUUAUUAUUACAUUGAAGUCAUGUAUAAUUAUUUAAUCUAUUUUCGUAUACCAUCAAGAAAACAACCACUCAAACAAGCAUUCUUGAAAAAUAUUUGUCAAGAAAAUUCUUAGGUUAAAAAUAUCAUUUCGCUUGUUGCUUGCUCUAUUGUAUUUACAAUGCUCACAUUUUAGUUUGGAAUUGAUAUUUUUAAUGACAUUUAAGAGAUAACUCUUCUGAGUUCUUACUUAACAUAUAUGAAGAUCUUUCUCAAAGAUUACACGUGUCAGGUAACAAAUAACCUCUGGCUUCGUUUAUGCCUUACUUUGGGCGAAUCUCAACGUUUAAUCCCUUUCCCUUUGAUUUUGAUUUCUACAAAAGGGAUACCAACGGAACGCUUUAUUCGAAUAUACAUAUUUGAAUGUUGCGCCUAGAAAUAAAAUAUGCACAGAAACAUCCAACAAUUGCAGGUGACCUUCAAAAAAUACUGAAUAAAAUGGCUAUAGAAGCCGUCUCGAGUAUUUCGUUGUGCUCUUUGAGGCUAAAAAUUACUGAUUGUUGACCUCUAUUUUCAGUAAGAUGCAUCCUUGUAUAAGUAAUGUUCAAUUCGAGUGAAAAUACCGAUUAAGAAAGCAUUCAUCCAAAUACAUCCUGUUGCAGGCAGUACUUGAGUAUCGAUUUCAGAAGCAUUCCUCGAACAAUCAGAGUUAAAAUCUGCAAUUAAAAAUUUCACUUUCUAAAGCGUUCCUCCUUUAAAUAGUCGGUUAUGAAAGGAAUUCUUUCAAGAAUGUAGCAGUAUAUGUCCUUCUAUUGUUCAAAGGUCUAUAAAUAAAAUUAGCCUUUGAAAAAGUAUAUACUUGCUUCUUUGUCUAUGUAAUAUCUGUCACUAAAGUGAUAUUUAAGAAAGUGUUCACCCAUUAAACCCAUUACACAGCUGUAUUAUUAUACAUAUGUUCUGGGUAUAUUAGCCUAUCUUAAAGACAAUCUGUUUUGGAGCAACACAUUAGUGCUUUUUCCUUAUCUAUGGAUAGUCUCUGACUAAGGCGACGUUUAACCCAAAAACCCAUAACACGGCAGUGGAUUAAGGAAGGGGCUGCGUAAAUUAGGGGGAAGCUUAUGUUGGUGUUUUUGCGUAUCUCGUAAGAAUUAAUUGUAAUCCUUUUAGAGAUUUAAAGUGCUAAAGACAGUCUGAAGAAGAAAAACAUUAGCCUUUACCUUGACUGACUUUAAUAAACCUUUUUAGAUAAAUUGGGUAUGACUGAAAGUGUUAGCGAUUAUUGUCCAAUGUGACUAGGUAUCGCAAGCUUGAUGAUAAUGAAAAAUAAAGCGAACAGGGCGAUAUGUAUUGACAAUUUUUAUUUUUAAUUUGAUAUUUUUAAAAGGGCUACGGCGGUCCAUUGAAAAUAUGGAUAGAAAUAUUUUUUAUAAAAAAAAAAUCGAUGACAAAAACCGAUUAAUUGCGUUCAAAGACGUUAUAGUUAUCGAGAGCGCUUUAAAGAGCUGCGUUUUCUAUUUUUGUACAGCCGUUUAUACUGAAAAAUACGAUUUUUGUAUAUACGAUAUGCAUUUUUUAUAUGGAAAUGUAUCUUGUACAAACAAAUCGAUAACAAAAAUCGACUAUUUGCGUUCAAUGGUGUUGAGAGUGUCUUAAACUUGCUCUUAAGCAGUCAGUUUCAAUAUGUUUGCGACGAACUAGUGAUAAAUAAUCGUUAAAAAUGAUAUUGAUAAUUUUGUCCGACAUGAGUUGUUACCUCAAAACACAUUAAUUACAAUUUAUUUAUGUUUUUGAACAGUUUUGUGUUUUAUUUUUUAACAAUUGAUUUUUAAAUAUAUGGACUUACAUUUUUAGUAUCGAAUCUUAUGUUGGUACUAAAAAAUCGUAUUAAAAACGAUUAUUAUGCGAUGAAUGGUGUUAUAUCGAUGUAAGAAUGCUUAAAGAGUUGCUUUUCAGCCAGCAGUUUUUAAUAUAUUUAGGACCGUUUUCUCUGUCUGCCCAUCUGUUUUUUCUUAGCAGUCUUCUAUCAGUUAAAUUCUGGUAAACUUAAUCAAGACUCCUUCCUUCGAUAAAGAACCUUUAUUUUAACCCGAACUUAAUUGACAGAUGACACCUGAUCAGACAUGGAGAAAACAUCGCUUAAUUUUAUUAUCAAAAAUUGCUAGUGGAUCUGAAAAUUUUGUUGUGAAUAUAUGAUAGCAUACUAUUUUAUCAACAAGUUCGUGUAGUUUUUCUCAUAUUCUGCAAAAUGUUUUUCCAAAUUUGAUUAAAUUAUUAAAAAAAAAGUAUGCAAACUAGCACACAAAAUAAUUUUAUUCCGUUUCGUAUAUAAAAUUUCCAUUUCAGAAUUAAACGCAGAAAAUUUGUUUCUCUAAAACAUCACACAAAUUGUUAAAUGUUUAUUAUUUAACGACAACCAUUCGACUAUCUAGCCUUAAAAAGCGAUACAAAUAUUAUUAAUAUAUUAAUAUUUAUAUAAAAAUUGUAUUUAAAUAAUAAAAUUGUAAUUUUCUGAUAGAAUUUGGACUGAAACGGCUGGGCUAGAAACAAAAUUGAGUACAAAAAUUAAACGAAAAAUAUGAUUUUUGUAAAUUGUAUACCAAAAUACACUUACACAACUAUACAUACGCAUUUAAAUGCAAAAAAUUGUAAAAUAUAAUCGAUAUUAUUAAGAAUAUUGAAAUUAUAUUAAAUUUAAAAUAUUGCGCAUCCGUUAUAAUACAGGAAAAAAAGAAUCAUUGUUGAAAUAUUAGUUAAGUUCGAAAGCAAAUUAUUACUGGCAAUAACUGUAAAAAAAUAAAUAAGAAUUGAAAAAAAUUCAAAAACA
Molecule: messenger RNA, 9056 nt
Organism: Bactrocera neohumeralis
Lineage: Eukaryota; Metazoa; Arthropoda; Insecta; Diptera; Tephritidae
Gene: MED1
Product: mediator of RNA polymerase II transcription subunit 1
Exons: 5
Coding region: 268-4797 (1509 amino acids)
Biological process (GO): regulation of transcription by RNA polymerase II
Cellular component (GO): mediator complex
Molecular function (GO): transcription coregulator activity
Source: RefSeq, a predicted model, not a curated record